Molecule: messenger RNA, 1943 nt
Organism: Polychytrium aggregatum
Lineage: Eukaryota; Fungi; Chytridiomycota; Chytridiomycetes; Polychytriales
Product: cytochrome P450
Exons: 5
Coding region: 72-1613 (513 amino acids)
Molecular function (GO): heme binding; monooxygenase activity; oxidoreductase activity, acting on paired donors, with incorporation or reduction of molecular oxygen
Source: RefSeq, a predicted model, not a curated record
UCCUCGCCCAUCGAACCCGUUCCAACAACUGCACCUCCUCAUUCUCCUCUGCCGAUCUCUACUCAAGCGCAAUGACCCUGGUACUCGCGCGAGCCACUCUGAUCGCCGCUGGCACGAUCGCCACCGUGCUGUCGACCCGAUACCUCAUCUACCUCAUCAAGAGCUUCAGCUCGCCGCUCCGCAAGCUGCCCGGAGCCAGCGACAGUAUCGCCAGGGUGCUGCUCGGCUCGCUGAACUUUUUCGUCUUUGGCGCCGACAAGAUCCACGAGGUUAGCUACAAAAAGCACAAAAAGUACGGUCCAAUUGUGGUCAUCGGCGCGAACGAGAUUAGCAUCGCCGACCCGGAGCUAGCCAAGGCCAUCUUGGUGACCGACAGCUUCCCAAAAUCGUCUGACCGCCUGGGCAGACUCCGCGAUCCGGUUGAGCCCCCUUCGCUUAUCGCCAUCGCCGACGACAAUGAACACCGCAAGCUGCGACGCACGAUGGCUUAUUCGUUCAGCGUCAAGGGCCUGGCAUCCCAGGAGCCGCUGAUGAUGAACUGUCUGAACAACGCCAUCUCCUAUGUCGACCAGAAGUGGGCCAAGGAAACCAGCAACAACCCGGACGAGUUCUCUGUGCUUGAUAUCUGGCAGCUGCCCAACCGCUUCGCCCUUGACGUCAUCGGCGAGACUGCCUUUGGGCAGACGUUCCAUAUGAUCGAGAACGGCGCCCAUCCUUUGCCCUUGGCCAUCGGCCGCAAUCUACGCCACCUCUCGUUCCGAUUUUUGUUCCCUUGGACCCGCUACCUCCCCUUCCUGUCCAUCAACCGCCAAUUCACCAAGGACCGCAACUUUAUGCGAAGCUUCACCAAGGAUAUGGUAGAGAGCCGUCGCAGCCACCCGACCGACCGACACGAUAUUCUGCAGCAGCUCCUGGAUGCCAAGGACCCGGAGACCGGCAAGCCCCUCACGGAUGCAGAGAUUUCGAUCAACAGCCGCCUCUUCCUGAUUGCCGGCAGCGAAACGACCGCAAAUACCAUCGCCCUCACCAUCAUCCAUCUGUUCGAGUAUCCGCAAGUCAAGGCGAAGCUUCUUGAGGAGCUCGAUGCCGCCGAGCUCGAUCCACGCACCAAUUUGAUCGACCACAACGUUGCCAAGAAUCUGCCCUACCUCAACGCCGUCAUCUCCGAAAUCAUGCGCUUCUGCCCCACCAUCCCUCAGGGCCCGACCCGAGAGCUCCCUCAAGAUAUGUACCUGGGCGGCUACUUCGUUCCCAAAGGCACCGCCGUCGUCAUUGCGACAUUCUCGACCCAUCGCAACAAGGACAUCUGGAGCGACCCCGAUACCUUCCGCCCCGAGCGCUUCCUCGAGGACAACACAACCUUCCGCGGCCUCGAGUCCAAGUGCGAGCUGGUUCCGUUCUCGGCCGGCCCGCGCAACUGCAUCGGCAAGAACUUUGCUCUCAUGGAGCUCAGGAUCUUCCUGGCCAACUUUUUGAGGAGCUACGACAUUGAAGAUAUUUCCGGCCAGAGCAAGGAAACCCGUUUGAUGGUCACGAUGCGCAUCAAGGGCGACAGCUACAAGGUCCGCAUCCGUCCGCGCCAACGCACGGUGACUCCCACCCCGGCUUCGUGAUCCUGCGAACCGGCAGCGAUUGCUGAAGGUGUCUGUGGUUGGCCAUCACUAUUCCCCCUCCCCUCUUUGUAAUUCCUCCUGCACAUGCGCCUGUGUCGACAAUGGUUGUUGUGUCGACCGUAAUGACGGCACAGCCGAUCCCGGAUGGAGCGAAUCCCCGACUGGCUGUCCCCGAUGUCUCUUGAUUUUGCCCAUCAACAACUCUUCUCCCACCUCUAGUCCUCAUUAUGUUUUGUGUGUUUGUUCGGGGCCUUUGUCGAAUAUGGAGAGGCCCCCCAGCGGUGUGCAUGGGGCUCUCGCUUGAAUAUACGCAAGGGGUCUCGAACACAA